AUGGAUUAUGGAAAUCAAACUUUGGUGAUGGAGUUUGUUUUCGUGGGCUUGACAAAUCACUUCCAGCACCAGGUGGUUCUUUUUGUGAUAUUUCCCCUGGUUUAUCUUGUCACUCUCCUGGGAAACUUGGGGAUGGUCACUCUCAUCUGGAUGGAUUCUCGACUCCACACCCCCAUGUACUUUUUUCUCAGCCCCUUGUCCUUUGUGGAUGUCUGUUCCUCUGCUGCCAUUGGUCCCAAGAUAUUGACUGACAUCUUUGUGGAGAAAAAAGUCAUCUCUUUCUUUGGUUGUGCUGCUCAGUUAUGGGUUUUUUGUCAGUGUGUAGUGACUGAGUGUUUCCUUUUGGCUUCCAUGGCAUAUGAUCGGUAUAUGGCCAUCUGUAAGCCCCUGUUGUAUGCACUCAUUAUGUCCCAGCGAGUUUGUGUGCAGCUGGUGCUAGGGCCUUAUGCCACGGGUCUUAUAAGUGCUGUGACUCAUACAGUUUUUGCCUUUCGCCUGCCUUACUGUGGUUCAAACAUCAUCAAUCAUUUCUCCUGUGACCUUCUUCCAGUUUUCUCCUUGGCAUGUGCAGACACACAGGGCAAUACAUUUUUACUUUUCAUCAUGGCUGGAGCUGGAGGAGUCCUCACUGGUGUGACCAUCUUGGUCUCUUACACCUACAUUGUCAUGGCCAUCUCACGGAUUCGUUCUGCGGAUGGGAGGCAGAAAGCCUUCUCCACCUGCUCUUCACACUUGACAGCUGUCUCCAUCUUUUAUGGGACCCUCUUCUUUAUCUGUGUACGGCCAAGUUCUAGUUUCUCCUUGGACAUCAACAAAGUGGUUUCUGUGUUCUACGCAGCUGUGAUUCCCAUGUUGAACCCCCUCAUCUAUAGCCUGAGAAACAAGGAAGUCAAGAAUUCGUUCAGAAGGGCAUGUCAAAGGAAGAAGUUUUCUUAUGGGUAA
This is a messenger RNA of Phacochoerus africanus (Common warthog), 942 nucleotides long. Its product is annotated as olfactory receptor 1002-like. Bases 1 to 942 code for a protein of 313 amino acids. Gene Ontology annotation, molecular function: G protein-coupled receptor activity; olfactory receptor activity; odorant binding. The transcript has a single exon. Gene Ontology annotation, cellular component: membrane. NCBI's taxonomy places the organism in Eukaryota, Metazoa, Chordata, Mammalia, Artiodactyla, Suidae. Gene Ontology annotation, biological process: sensory perception of smell; G protein-coupled receptor signaling pathway. The record is from RefSeq and is a predicted model, not a curated record.